UUUCCCCGCAAGUCGCGAACGGUCUCACUGUUCCAUACGGUUGUUUCCAUAUGAACUGACUGUUUUUUUUAUACCGAGUGCAGUGCAGAAAAAAAUGGUUAAAGCUCUUUUUGAACCAAUAUAUUUUACAUAACGGCUGUGCAUCAAAUAACCAACCGAGCGGAGGUCAAGAACUCAUCCGACGCCGCCUGAGCGUGGUCGUCCUGCUCCCAGAGCCACCACCACCCCCAAACCCUCAGGGCUCCGCUCCUGGGUGCGCGAAUCAAUUACAGCGACGUCGUAACGCGAAAAUCGAUUUCGGCUGCGGGUGCAGGCUGAAUCACCAGAAACUAUGUCCCACUGCGAUGUGGACGCGGAAGUAGAGAUGACAUCGCCCAGCAGGAUGAAGGAAGCAGCCGUUAGCCGGAGCAGCGUUCUCCUCCUCCUGGCCACAGUGAUUCUGGGCCUACUGACCUCCGGAUGCGAGGCCACGGACACGGAUAUCGCCCUGGACGCCAAGGCCACGCUGAACCAUCGCAUCCAGAGCCUGGAUCUGCUCGUCUUCGUGUUCCUGCUGGCCCUCACGGUCCUCACCAUAUGGCUGUUCAAGCACCAUCGCGUCUCCUGGCUCCACGAGACCGGACUGGCCGUCAUUUACGGUAUGUUGGAUUCUUAGGGUCUCAGAAGGUGU
Drosophila takahashii is the source of this 670-nucleotide messenger RNA. Lineage: Eukaryota; Metazoa; Arthropoda; Insecta; Diptera; Drosophilidae. The record is from RefSeq and is a predicted model, not a curated record.